Molecule: messenger RNA, 2040 nt
Organism: Brassicogethes aeneus
Lineage: Eukaryota; Metazoa; Arthropoda; Insecta; Coleoptera; Nitidulidae
Source: the annotation of a GenBank genome assembly
AAAUUUGGCAUCAGAAUAAUAAACAUUUUUUUUUUAUUUUGGGAAUAAAACAAACGUUUUUAAUGAAUAUUAUUCAUUGAAUAUACAACGUAUGUAAAUGACGAGGUAUUUAAAGUGAAUUAAAAAUAAACAUUUUUAUGUGACAUAGGUCAUUUAUUUUUAGCCAAUCACAAAAGCUUUUGUUUGUUGUUGACUGACGUUUUAUAUUUUGCUAUGUUGUUUUAGGUUAGAAUAAAAUGACAAAAUUUGUUUAGUGCUUCAGUUUAGGGUGGCAUCAAAGUCUUGAAAGAACUUUAGAAUAUUAAAAAUGAAGGUGACUGUCACUACACUGACCGAUUUCAUAUUCGUUUUGGACGUUUCUGAUGAGUUGGAGUUGGAGAAUUUUAAGGCAUUUUGCGAAAUCGAAUCGGGAUUUCCUGCCUCUGAAAUCGCUAUCAACUUUAACGGUAUGCCCUUGUUAGACAAUAAAAAAUCCCUAAAAGAUCAUGGAAUUAGGGAUGGGGAUGCUGUUGUUUUACAACAUAUGCAAUCUGGUUCUCAAGCCAAUGUAGAUCAACCAAAUGCAUCUGUGACUAGUUUUGACUUCAGCAAUAUUGAAAUACCAAAUAGUCGAAGACCCACAGAAGAUGACCCUGUUUUAAUUAGAGACAUGUUUCUUGCCAACCCAGACCAAUUAGCUCUCCUAAAGCAGAACAAUCCCAGAUUGGCUGAUGCUCUCCUAAGUGGAAAUAUAGAUAAUUUUGCGUCUGUACUAAGAGAACAAGUGUCUGCUAGGCAAGAAAGAGAACAACAAAGAUUAAGAAUGAUUAAUGCAGAUCCUUUUGAUACAGAAGCGCAAAGGCUUAUUGCUGAAGAAAUUAGGCAAAAAAAUAUUGAAGCCAACAUGGAAGCUGCCAUGGAAUACAAUCCAGAAUCGUUUGGAACUGUUGUGAUGUUGUAUAUUAACUGUACUGUAAAUGGGUAUCCUGUCAAAGCGUUUAUAGAUUCAGGGGCACAAACAACAAUUAUGUCAAGUAAAUGUGCAGAAAGAUGUAACAUUAUGAGACUGGUGGACACAAGAUGGGCCGGCAUAGCUAAAGGUGUGGGGGUGCAAAAAAUCAUUGGAAGAAUUCACAUGGUGCAAAUACAAAUUGAGAACAUAUUUUUAACCACCAGUUUUUCUGUGCUGGAAGAACAACCAAUGGACAUGCUUCUAGGCUUGGACAUGUUAAAAAGACACCAGUGUUGCAUAGAUUUGCACAAAAACGUGCUGAGAAUCGGAACUACUGGGACUGAGACUACAUUUUUAUCGGAAAGAGACUUGCCCGAGUGCGCAAGACUGAGCACCGUUUCCGAAGAGGAAAUAAUGCAAAAAUCCAGGAGAGAGGUGGAAGAAAAAGACUUACAAGCUGCCCUUCAAAAAAGCAAAGAAAUUGCUUCAUCUGGAUCGACUUCGACUUCGGUAGGCUCUAAUCCGAAUAGUAGUCAGAUAGACCCCGCCACCGAUAAAUUCACGGAUUUGGACGUGAACGAGUUGUGCGGUUUGGGUUUCACUCGCGAACAGGUGCUCUUCGAACUGCGCCGAUUUAACGGCGACAAGACACAGGCGACCGCCGCCCUUUUCGCAAAGUCACUCAAGUUUUAACUACCCGCUUAUGUUAUAGAGAAAGUAUGUGUUACAUUAGUUUUUUACGCACAAAACUUUGUAUAAACUAAGAACUCACCCAGUCGUGUGAUACUUCCUUUAUAUGGAAAAUUAAUUUUAGCGCCGGGGCUAUACUCAAUACAUAUUAGUUUUAUAAGCUCGGGAAGUGCCCAGCACUUUUGGACAUCUUGGCGGUUAAAACAUAAUUAAUUUAGUUCCGGCGAUGGAUCUGGUUUUUCCUAUGUAACAUUUGUUGUUUAGGUACUAUUUUAUUAGUUUCGACUAAGUAAGUUUUUUUAUAUUCCUCUUAUGUUUAAGAAUAAUCGGUUUAUAAAAUUUAUUACAAUAAUUAUUAAUUAUUAAGAUUCUGUUUUGGUAUCAGAAAAAAAGGGAAAUAAAUUUAAUCGUCUACAAUA